AUGAGUCAUGCUCUCCAGUUGCGCCAAGCCAAAUUAUCAUUCCCAUCUGUGUACCUCCUAGUUGGAGUGAAGUCUGACAAACUGGUACAAACCCACAAAUUUCAUACUGUCAUAACACAUGGUGAGUGGUCAACAAGAAGCUGUGCGACACUGCCAUUGGGUAGAUGA
Laccaria bicolor S238N-H82 is the source of this 168-nucleotide messenger RNA. RefSeq lists its product as uncharacterized. The transcript is spliced from 2 exons. The record is from RefSeq and is a predicted model, not a curated record. The coding region runs from base 1 to 168 and encodes 55 amino acids. Lineage: Eukaryota; Fungi; Basidiomycota; Agaricomycetes; Agaricales; Hydnangiaceae.